This is a messenger RNA of Epinephelus fuscoguttatus (brown-marbled grouper), 746 nucleotides long. It is a transcript of the gene spp2, whose product is annotated as secreted phosphoprotein 2. Gene Ontology annotation, biological process: bone remodeling. The coding region runs from base 70 to 675 and encodes 201 amino acids. The transcript has 6 exons. NCBI's taxonomy places the organism in Eukaryota, Metazoa, Chordata, Actinopteri, Perciformes, Serranidae. The record is from RefSeq and is a predicted model, not a curated record. Gene Ontology annotation, cellular component: extracellular region.
GGGUAAGGGGCGGCGCAUGGCGGUGCUAGGACACAAACUGAACAUAUUUAGAGGCAGGUAGAUGAAGUAAUGAUACAUUUUGGCUUCAUGGUGCUAGACAAGAUGAAGUCCUACGUGCUUCUCUUGGCCCUGCUGCAGGCUCUGGGAUGCUCAGGAGUCCCAGUGUACAACUCUGAGCUGGAGUCGAUGGCGAACAGGGGUCUUGGAGCAGCUCUGACUGAGGUCAACUCUGUGUACGCUGUCAGCCAUCUUUAUCGGGUGACUCGGGGCUCUGUCUCGAGGGUUAUUCCCGUUGGCCUGAACACCGCUGACCUGAUGAUGGUCUUUGGCAUCAAAGAGACGGAGUGCGCGAAGGUGUCCAGAAGUGACCCCCAGACAUGUGCCUUCAGACCUGGCUUCUUUGUGCCGACCUUGUCCUGCUCCAGUCGGGUCCGAAUGACAGCCACCACAACCCAGGUGCUGUCUCUCAGAUGUGGCCGUGACGCUUCGAGCUCCAGCUCAGAGUCCAGUGAGGAGAAGUUCUCAAGAGGGAGACAGCACUUCAACAUCCCAUUUGUAAAUAGAGACCCUGCUCCUGCACUACCCCCAACAUCUCCACCCGUCCAGCGUGGCUUCUCCCUCCAGAUGGCAGAGGAGCGGCAAAGAGGAGACACUUUCACCAACUUCCUGGUGUGAAAUCUCAGCUCAGUCUGGGAACAUUUAGGUGCUGAUCAGAAGACAAACUUGAAUUAAAGACGGAGUUUGAA